AGAACACCAAGAUUUCGGCUCUGCAACUCUAUCCCGCGUCUUUACCACCAACUAUCUAGUCUACGCCGUAAUGCUUGCCACUGAAAGUAAGGUUUUGCCUCGAGAUGAAAGCGCCACAUCAAGGCCUAGGCAACAAAACCUUGAAAGACCUCCAAGCCAUGGCUUAUCAGCUCACGAAGGAGCUAACGUGCCAUGGCUCUUGAUGGGUACAAAUUUGUGAUGAGAUCCGGCGAAGAUUAUGCUCGAGCCAGUUCUUCAGUACGUUACGUUCAAUCUCUGUUGCACAUACUAGUCUCUGUUCCUCUUUUUGCUUGCUCUUUAACACAGCCUGUGCUCCAUUCAAGAUGGAUUCACACGAGAAGAAUCCCUGCCAAAAGGCUGCCGAGCAGGAUCUUUCUCGACUUGAGAGUCAUAUUGUCGGUACAACGCAGCUCGUUGAGCAGGCUGGAACCCGCAGAGCAAUCAAGAGCCGCCAUGCCCAGAUGAUUGCGAUUGGUGGCACUAUCGGAACAGGUCUCUUCGUGGGCUCAGGUCAAGCCCUUGCCAUUGGAGGACCGGGUUUCUUAUUUCUUGCUUAUACACUCACCUCCCUCCUCGUGUAUGGAGUUGUCACUGCUAUCAUUGAGGUCUGCACCUUCCUCCCAGUGUCUGGGAGUUCCAUGGCAUACUAUGGCGCACGUUUUGCAUCACCAUCUCUUGGCUUUGCAUUGAGCUGGCUCUACGUGUAUUCUUUCGGCAUUCUUGUGGCCUACGAGAUCACUGCGGCGGCCAUUGUGAUCAACUACUGGCCAAACAACAUUCACAUAGCUGUGUGGAUCACAAUCAUUCUCGUUGUCAUCGUAGCUCUCAACUUCUCACCUGUCGGUAUCUUCGCCGAAUCAGAGUUCUGGUUCGCCGGUAUCAAAGUCAUCAUGCUUGUAGGCCUACUUCUUGUAUCUAUUAUCCUGAUGCUAGGCGGAGGACCAUCCGGCGACCGCAUUGGUUUUCGAACGUGGAACGAUCCAGGCGCAAUCAAGGAGUAUAUUAUAGGAGGUGCUAGCGGGCGAUUCACUGCCUUUCUUUACGUCUGGGUCUUCUCCGGCUUCUCGUUCUACUUCGGACCUGAGCUAAUCAUCACAACCAGUGGCGAAAUGUACCACCCACGCAAGAACCUUCCGAUUGCCAGUCGACGCUUCUUCUAUCGGCUUGCGUUCUUCUACGUGUUCGGUGCUCUAGCCAUUGGCGCAAUCUGCCGUUCUGACGCUCAGGGUCUUACAUCUGGAGCUGGGAAUGCCAAUGCGAGUCCUUGGGUCAUUGCCAUCCGCAAUGCCGGCAUUUCAGCGCUUCCCUCUAUCGUCAAUGGCGGAAUCCUCACCAGCGCUUGGUCUGCCGGCAAUUCUUUUCUGUACAUGUCGAGUCGCUCUCUUUAUUCCGCAGCCCUCGCCGGCAAUGCCCCGAAGGUCUUCAAAAGAUGCAAUUCCUACGGCCUCCCUAUCUAUGCCGUCAGUGCGACAUCACUUUUCUCACUUCUUGCCUACCUCAGCGUCUCCUCUUCCGCAGGUACCGUCUUCAAUUGGUUCAUCAGCCUCACCAACACCGCAGGGUACACCUCGUGGAUCGUAUGCUGCAUCAUCUUCAUGCGCUUUCGAAAGGCCUGUACAGCGCAACAUAACAGUGUGCCCUACCAGUCGAAGAUCCAGCCAUACGGUGCCACACCAUCCUUUCCCGUUCGUCCCAUUGAGCGCAUCGACUGCAAUGGCAUGACUGAUAUUGGCCUCACAAACCGGACACAGAUACGCUGUUUGCCUCACAUCCUCUUUCAUCCCUGCGGUAUCCUGCAAAUUGCACACAUAGGACACGCAAUGGUCGAAUGCGAAGUAAUGCGCGAUUUCAUGGCUCACAGUCCUUGCCAAUCUUGGGGACCAGAGUGGGUCUUCGUUCUCUCGAUAUCCAUCAGUACACAGCUAGAUAGAGGCGUCAGUCAAGACUAUAGGGCCCGGGAAGAAUGUGCUGCAGUCAGCGGAGUGUAACCACCCAGACGCAGAUCGACAACCUCCAGACUUACAUGGUACAAGCAAAGUGUUCGAAACACUACAAUGAGGCUUUCUUUCACAACAACUUAGCCAGCUCCGUCAGCCCGAAAGGGUUCACAAUGAUAUGUCUAAUUGUUAUCAAUAUUCACAGAGACACGAGAUAUCUGGGAUGUUCGUUCCAGUUCCUGCACAAGCUGGCUGUUGACGGGUUUACAGGAGGGGACCCCAAAAAAUCUUUAGAAAAGAGGUAAGGGACAUGAAAACUGUGAGGGAGAGGGUUUUAACUUCGAAGUAGAGUAGGUGGGAUGUUGAGGCACAAGGGAGAGAAUGGAUUGGCGUGAGAUAAUAUGACAUACGAUACAGAGCGACGAAGGGCUAGACCACAACACCAAUUUCUACUCUAGUGGCCCCGUCAAAUCUACUCCAGCG
Boeremia exigua is the source of this 2441-nucleotide messenger RNA. Its product is annotated as proline permease PrnB. Gene Ontology annotation, cellular component: membrane. Bases 345 to 2009 code for a protein of 554 amino acids. Gene Ontology annotation, molecular function: amino acid transmembrane transporter activity. The transcript has 4 exons. Gene Ontology annotation, biological process: amino acid transmembrane transport. Lineage: Eukaryota; Fungi; Ascomycota; Dothideomycetes; Pleosporales; Didymellaceae. The record is from RefSeq and is a predicted model, not a curated record.